This is a messenger RNA of Anopheles cruzii, 3768 nucleotides long. Its product is annotated as cGMP-dependent protein kinase, isozyme 1-like. Bases 1 to 3768 code for a protein of 1255 amino acids. The record is from RefSeq and is a predicted model, not a curated record. The transcript has 11 exons. Gene Ontology annotation, molecular function: ATP binding; cGMP-dependent protein kinase activity. NCBI's taxonomy places the organism in Eukaryota, Metazoa, Arthropoda, Insecta, Diptera, Culicidae. Gene Ontology annotation, biological process: protein phosphorylation.
AUGGAGACGAUUAAGAGGGAAAAUAUUCAGCUAGGUGAUAAUCGAAAGCUGGUGGCUACGAUGGCCACCAGUGGCUCGAUACCCCAACCGCUGCCAUGCACACCACCGAAACUGGGUGUUAGGUCGCUGGAGGUGAGAGAUGACGGAGACCAGCGGGUCCGGCUGGUGCCGCAGCUCGCGCCGACGAACGACGAAUCAGUUCAACCCUCGAGUUCGCCGGCAUCGCACCGUGGUGCGUGGUUUCGGAAGUCCAACACUUGUGGCAGCUUGUACGUGCAGUGUGCCUGUAAAGUGACCACCGGCCACUGUGGCAAGUCUAGACUGGAGAACGUAUUCGAUUCCCGGUCCAAGCAGCACCCUGCUGCCGCUCAGAAACAGCGUCCAAUUUCACUGUCGGACAAGGACAUUCGACGAGUCCGACCUCAAUCGUUCGUCCACCCGGACAGUCCCACUACCGUCUACGGAGAAGCGGGCUACCAAGACGCCCUGGAAAAAGCGCUCACCUCACGGACCUCGGUCACGGCGGCACAGACGACCUGCGGUGGCUACGAGGUACUGCAUACGGCCACGGCCGUUCGCUCCAAACGCUACUCUACGCCAGCCAUCGGAACGAGCUACGCCUUCCAUCCGGAGUUUGUGCUCCAGAAGCUCCAGAACGAUAGCGUCCCAGCAACGCCGCAACCCGUGGUGGAACCUCCAAAAGUGAGCCCUCCGACUCCGGACGCUGCUGCGCUAACGCGGGUUGUGUUUAAACAGCGACACUGCGCCAGUUACCCGGGCUUCCAAGAGAACGCGCACUUCGGGAAGUCACUGUCCAACGGAACCUCGAACGCGUCCAGCCUCGACGUCGGGUGUUCCUGGGUGGAAGAGGACAGUGCCACCUCCCAGGAGUAUCUUGCGGAUGUUUGUGAGCGAACGGAUGAUGAAGAUUGGGAAAAUACACCACCCUUGGCAAGCUAUCUGUCAGCGCCACUAGGCCACGCAGGCACCUCCCUGAAGUCCGAUGGGUCAAGGGUUCCGUCUAGCAACUGUGGCCGAGGACCGAGCCGCGCCGAGGUGCUAAUUGACUCGGGCAGCAGUAAACUAAGCAGCGUUUGCGGUAUUCCGGCGCGAAAAGGCAACGAGUAUUUCGGAGGCGUCCGGCCGAACGGCAGCAAGCUAAGUGUUUCGCUCGACAGUGUCGCCACAGGUACCGGUCGGUGCAGUAGAGCGGGCAGUAGUCCGCCGAGUUCAGCGACGCACCUUCUUACGCCGCUGAUACCGAUACCAGCGCAGCUCAACUACUCCGCCAAGGAGUACCUGAUACAGUCCGGAAUACUCGGUCCAAUGGGUAACGGGUCGUCGUUGCUUUUGCGCAAAACCUCCAAGAUCGUCCCGAACAUCGACACACCGGUCAAGGAACGGAUACGGAAAAAUUCGGUCAAACUCUGGGGCAAGGUUCUGACCGAAGACCGCCGCAAGUCCUUGUCCGGCCAGUGCGACAGUCUGCAGUCCUACGGCAGCGUGAUGACGGUCAGCGGAGAGCACACGCUUGAGGACGAGCUGAACAGCUUGCGGCGACUGCUCCGGGCGCGCGAUGAAGAGAUCGACAAAUUGCGGAGCGAAAUCGAUAAACUUAAGAGUGUUUUAAAGCAAAAAGCGGUCAACAGUUUGGAGCAGUCGAAUGUGGUUACAGCCGCAACGGAACAGCACCAAAAGCCAGCACUUGGGAGCCCAACCGGUACACCGACUUCCGGGAAGGGAUCGCGAGGUGUGGCCGAACGGGAGCUACUGUCAAGCAUACAGGCGAACUACGCCAUGGCUGGGCAGCCCUUGUCGGAGCUUUUCGGUACGUCUGGCAACAGUUUCACCCUGAAUCAGAUGAAAUCGGUUAAGGGUAUUACGCUGCAGGCGAUGAAGAAACAAGGCGUAUCGGGCGAAAGCUGUGACCUGAUGGGCAGCCAAUCGAGCGACAUCAAGGUGCCGAAGUACAAGAAAGAUUUCAGCGCAAAGCAGCUCAUCAAAGACGCCAUCAUGGAGAACGAUUUCUUCAAGAAUAUCGACUCGCUGCAGAUAAGGGAAAUUGUAGACUCGAUGUACAGCCGGGAGUUCCGCAAGGGCGAGUACGUGAUCCGUGCGGGUGACGCCGGUUCCCAUCUGUACGUGUCGGCGGCGGGCGAGUUCGAGGUAAUCAAAGACGGAAAGGUCCUCGGAGCGAUGGGUCCCGGGCGGGCGUUUGGAGAGCUGGCGAUACUCUAUAACUGCACAAGGACAGCAUCGAUCAGGGUGCUAUGUGAUUCGCGGGUAUGGGUAUUGGAUCGGAGAGUGUUCCAGCAGAUUAUGAUGCGGACGGGCAUGCAGCGUAUCGAGGAGAAUGUUAAUUUCCUCAAAUCGGUCCCACUGUUGAAGCACCUCAGUAAUGACGUACUGACGAAAAUAGCGGACGUCCUGGAAGUGGAAUUCUAUCCCGCCGGAGCGUACAUCAUCCGCCAAGGGGCUGCCGGUGACACAUUCUUUCUCAUUAGCCAGGGAACGGUAAAAGUUACCCAGCGGCUACCGGGCCGUGCGGUUGAUGAAGAAAUUCGAAUCCUGGUGCGGGGUGAGUACUUCGGCGAGCAGGCGCUCAUUAGGGAGGACAAGCGGACGGCCAACAUUAUCGCGAUGUCACCGGGCGUCGAGUGUCUGACGCUGGACCGCGAAUCGUUCACCAAACACAUCGGUGACCUGUGCGAACUCCAGGAGAAAAAUUAUGGCGACGAGGAACGGGUGCUCGCAUUCCGGAACCUGGAGAACACUCAGCCUUCGUUGGGUUCCUGCCAGCCGGAAUUGAUGGACGUGAACUUGGCCGACCUGGACGUCAUCGGAACGCUUGGAGUCGGUGGGUUCGGGCGCGUCGAGUUGGUUAAGGUGGAGCACGCCGGGAACACGCAGGUCUAUGCGCUGAAGUGUAUGAAGAAGCGUCACAUUGUCGACACCCGGCAACAGGAGCACAUGUACAGCGAGAGGAAAAUUAUGCUCGCCUGUCACAGCCCGUUCAUCUGCCGGCUCUACCGCACGUACAAGGACUCCAAGUAUGCCUACAUGCUGCUGGAGGCGUGUAUGGGCGGUGAAGUGUGGACGAUUCUGCGCGAUCGGGUUACGUUCGAAGACUCGACGGCAAAAUUCAUCGUGGGCUGCGUCCUGCAGGCAUUCGACUUUUUGCACGCCCGGGGCAUCGUGUACCGGGACUUGAAGCCGGAAAACUUACUUCUGGACGCGCGUGGCUAUGCGAAACUGGUUGAUUUUGGAUUCUCAAAGUUCAUCGGCUACAGCAGCAAAACGUGGACGUUCUGCGGGACGCCAGAGUACGUGGCACCGGAAAUCAUCCUGAACAAGGGCCACGAUCGGUCGGUCGACUACUGGGCACUGGGAAUUCUCAUACACGAACUGUUGACCGGAAUACCUCCUUUUACAGCGGCCGAUCCUAUGAAAACGUAUAAUAUUAUUUUGAAAGGUAUCGACAUGGUCAGCUUUCCGAAGCACAUGUCCCGCGCAGCGGUUAGCUUGAUCAAACGUCUAUGCCGCGAUGUGCCUUCCGAGCGGCUCGGUUAUCAGCGUGGAGGCGUUCAGGACAUCAAGAAGCACAAAUGGUUCCAGGGUUUCGACUGGGACGGCUUAAUCGCACUUACGCUCAAAUCGCCUUUGCAACCGAAUCUUAAGGGACCGCUCGAUAUGUCAAACUUUGACAUCUUUCCGAAAGACUUGGACAUUCCACCGGACGAACUGUCCGGGUGGGAUGCGGACUUCUGA